This is a messenger RNA of Silurus meridionalis, 891 nucleotides long. Its product is annotated as P2Y purinoceptor 1-like. Lineage: Eukaryota; Metazoa; Chordata; Actinopteri; Siluriformes; Siluridae. Bases 1 to 891 code for a protein of 296 amino acids. Gene Ontology annotation, cellular component: membrane. The record is from RefSeq and is a predicted model, not a curated record. Gene Ontology annotation, molecular function: G protein-coupled receptor activity. Gene Ontology annotation, biological process: phospholipase C-activating G protein-coupled receptor signaling pathway; positive regulation of Rho protein signal transduction. The transcript has a single exon.
AUGAAUGAUACCUCUAAACUACCCCCAAACAUUACGGCUCUUGGUUGGCGUCAACCGCUGUGGUACCAGUAUGAUGAGUGUGCCGUGGCUCCGUAUGCCUUCGUCUUUUACUUUAUUGUCAAAGUUUUCAACCUGGCCUUGGGUUUCCCCUCCAACAUUCUGGUGAUGUGGCACAUCGCAACGUGCAAAAGUGAAAGCUCCACAUCCGACACCUUUAUCUUCAACCUCGCUGCACUGGACGCCUUUUUCUGCUUGAUGACACCUGUGGAACUUCUAAACCGCUUGUACCUGGACCACUGGGGUGUCUGGUAUUUACAACGGUUUGCCUACGGUGUGAAAGACAUGGCACCUUUGUUCCUCACCUGCAUCUGCUUGGACAGGUAUAUCGCCGUGGUGCAUCCUAUCGUGUUCACAAACAUCCGCGAUAAUCGCAUAAGGACGGGUAUUUCCGCAAUUGUAUGGGCGCUGCUCUUGGCCUAUUCGCUCGCCAAGAGCAUUUUAGGAGUACUGAGCGUGACCGAGGUUUUCAGCAGCCUCAUCCUGUCGGCCUUCUUUAUCAUGGUUUUCUGCAACAUAUCCAUCAUCUGGGUGCUGCGAAGGAGUGUCGCCGGCAAAGAGGUCAUGAACCCCGUGAAGAAGAAAGCCUUUAAAACAGUACUCAUCCUGCUGGCUAUCAUCGUGGUAAACUAUUUGCCCCCCGUGGCGCUCAUGCCGUUUGCCUCGACCUACACGUUCUUCCAGCUGGUCUGCCAAAUCAGCGUUGCCGUCUUCUCUAUCAUGGAUUUGAGCAGCACCAUCGAGCCAAUACUUUACAUCUACAAGAUGGACAGGCUGAACCCAUGCUCCUGCCUGAAGGGACCAGCUAAGAAACCAGUCAACGCCAGCAUGUAA